Molecule: messenger RNA, 1027 nt
Organism: Arabidopsis arenosa
Lineage: Eukaryota; Viridiplantae; Streptophyta; Magnoliopsida; Brassicales; Brassicaceae
Source: the annotation of a GenBank genome assembly
UUCUACGUUUUGAGAUUUGUAGAUUCCGUCAUGACUUCCGGCGGAAGCUCAAUCGAAUCCUCCGUCGUGUCGGUGGCGGCGGAUAAGAUGUUCUUCUGUUACCAAUGCGAUCAGACGAUCACAAUCUCUAUUACUUCCUCUGCUGAUCCUUUUUGCCCUCUUUGCAACGGAGGUUUCCUUGAAGAAUUCGUAGAACCUAACCCUAACCCAAUCCCCAAUCUGAUUCUCCCGAUGUCGGAUCCAAUCUCAUCUCGCUUCCCUUUCAUCCCAGUAAUGGACUUCACGAAUCCGAGUUUCUUAGGUGAAUCAAUGGAGCCACAGUCUACUCAGCAACAGCCUGAUGCUUUUGAUCAGGUUAGAUUUAUCCACAACCAUCUCCUGCAACUUCAAUCUAGCGGUAUCAAUGUUCAGUUUUUGUUCGAGAAUCAACUCUCGGAUCAAGCUAAUCCGUUACCAGGAAAUCACGGGGAUUACUUCUUUGGUCGUGGUCUUGAGGAUCUGAUUCAACAACUAGCUGAAGAUGAUCCGAAUCGGUAUGGAACUCCUCCAGCUUCGAAAUCUGCAAUCGAUGCUCUCCCAAUUGUGAAAGUGACGAAAGAGAUUUUGCAAUCGGAAAUGAAUCAGUGUGCUGUUUGUAUGGAUGAGUUUGAAGAUGGUGUUGAAGCUAAGCAGAUGCCUUGUAAGCAUGUGUACCAUCAUGAUUGCUUGCUUCCAUGGCUGCAGCUUCACAAUUCCUGCCCUGUUUGUCGACAUGAGUUACCCACGGACGAUCCUGAUUAUGAGAACAGGGCUCGUGGAGGUCAGACGAGUGGAGACGGGCAGGGAUCGUCAGGUGAGGCGCAGACGCCGAGGAGGUUUAGUAUAUCGUUUCCAUGGUCAUUCAGGAGGCCUGAUGCAAAUUCGGAUUCUGGUAGUGGUUCCGAUAUGGAUACUAGAGAAGACGAUUUGGACUGAGUGUCUUUGCUUGGAUUGGAAAAAAGACGUGAAGGAGAGCCAUACAAAACGAAAACAAAUUCAUUUGUUUUAC